AUGGGGAACGCAGAGAGCAUGGAGAGCCAACUGGCCGUCAUCCGGUCCAGAGCCGCACCGGUCCGACUCCCGAUGCCCGACCCGUCUGAGCUGGAGGAGAGGUUCUCUAUCGCUCUGAAUUCGAUGAAUCUGCCUCCUGACAAGGUGCGUCUGUUGCGUUCCUAUGACAACGAGAAGAAGUGGGAGCUGAUCUGUGAUCAGGAGCGGUUCCAGGUGAAGAACCCUCCACACACUUACAUCCAGAAGCUUCGCGGCUUCCUCGACCCAGCUGUCACACGCAAGAAGUUCAGAAGGAGGGUCCAGGAGUCAACUCAGGUGCUCAGAGAACUAGAGAUUUCUCUACGCACUAAUCACAUCGGGUGGGUCAGAGAGUUUCUGAAUGAGGAGAAUCGAGGUCUGGAUGUUCUGGUUGAAUAUUUAUCGUUCGCUCAGUAUGCCGUCACGUUUGAUGGCGAGCAGCUGGAGGCUGGAGGAGACGUGUCGUCCAUCGACUCUCCCUGGAGUCGGUCCAUAGAGGAUCUCCAUGGUGACUGCAGCCUUCCUUCCCCAUCCUCCUCUGCACCCAGAGCAGCGCGACACUCCAUCAGCUCGACGCUGGUGACUCGCUCCAACACGCUGCCGAGUCGCCGCACUCUGAAGAAUUCACGACUCGUCUGUAAGAAAGACGACGUCCACGUCUGCGUCAUGUGUCUCCGAGCCAUCAUGAACUACCAGUACGGAUUCAACAUGGUCAUGUCUCAUCCUCACGCUGUCAAUGAAAUCGCCCUGAGUCUCAACAACAGGAACCCCCGGACGAAGGCUCUAGUGUUGGAGUUGCUGGCAGCAGUGUGUUUGGUUAGAGGAGGACACGAGAUCAUCCUGUCUGCCUUUGACAAUUUUAAGACGGUGUGUUCAGAGUCGAUGCGAUUUGAGAAGUUGAUGGAACAUUUCAAGAAUGAAGACGACAACAUCGACUUCUUGGUGGCCUGCAUGCAGUUCAUCAACAUCGUGGUUCACUCAGUGGAAGAUAUGAACUUCAGAGUCCAUCUACAGUACGACUUCACCAAACUGAACCUGGACGAACACCUGGAGAGGUUGAAGCACACAGAGAGCGACAGACUGCAGGUGCAGAUUCAAGCAUACCUGGACAACGUGUUCGACGUGGGGACGCUGCUGGAGGAUGCCGAGACAAAAACUGCUGCUCUGGAGAGAGUGGAGGAGCUGGAGGAGAACCUGACCACGAUGUCAGAGCGUCUGCUGGAUGUAGAGAAUGAAGCGAUGCUGAAGAUCGUUGAACUGGAGAAACAGCUGAUGCAGACCAACAAGGAGCUGGACAACAUGCGGGAGGUGUACACCAGCGCCAACACACAGGUGCACACUCUGCGGCGGAUUGUUCGGGAGAAGGAUCAGACCAUCCGGCGUCAGAGUCGUCUAGAGCGUCAGGCCCAGGAGGCCCAGCAGGCAGGGGGCCCUGGAGCUCCUCAACCCCAGAGAGGAGAGGGUGACGGGGGCGUGGCCGACUCUGCCUCCCCCUCUCCUCCUCCCUGCCCCAACCUCUCCCCCAGCCCUGAGACCGUAGCCUAUCACAGCAUGGGACCAGGGAUGGGUGGAGCUCCAGAUAUGCCAGUCCCGCCUCCUCCUCCUCCUCCACCUCCAAUGCUGGGAACCAGUGAGUUGCCCAAUGGGCCGUACCCUGCCCCUCCCCCCCCUGCUCCUCCUCCUCCCCCCCCUCCACCGCCUCCACCUUGUCGGACCAGUGAGCUCUCUUCCUCUGUCCCCAUGCCCCCCCCUCCUCCCCCUGUUGCUCCCCCUCUGCCGGGGUCAGGGGGAUCCCCCACCGUCAUCUUUAACUCCGGAUUGGCAGAGGGUCCACUCAAGUUAUUCUCGGUGAAGAUUAAGAAGCCGAUCCAGACGAAGUUCCGGAUGCCGGUGUUGAACUGGGUCGCUCUGAAGCCGAGUCAGAUCAACGGGACUGUCUUCAAUGACAUUGAUGAUGAGGCCAUUCUGCAGGACCUGGACAUGGAGGGCUUUGAGGAGCUGUUUAAGACGAAGGCUCAGGGUCCGGCCGUGGACCUGACUCUGUCCCGACAGAAGCUUCCUCAGAAAGCUCCAUCCAAAGUGUCUCUGCUGGAGGCCAACAGAGCCAAGAACCUGGCGAUCACUCUGCGGAAGGCGGGCCAGGGGUCAGAGGUCAUCUGCCGCGCCAUCCAAAUGUUCGACCUGCGGACGGUUCGAGUGGACUUUGUGGACUGUCUGAUGCGUUUCCUGCCGACGGAGGCCGAGGUCAAAAUGCUACGGCAAUACGAAAGGGACAGAAAACCUCCGGAGGCACUGAGUGAUGAAGACCGCUUCAUGAUGCAGUUCAGCCGCAUCGAGAGGCUCAACCAGCGCAUGGCCAUCAUGACCUUCAUGGGAAACUUCUGUGAUAACGUGCAAAUGUUAACCCCGCAACUGCACGCCGUCAUCGCUGCUUCAGUUUCUAUCAAAUCGUCUCAAAAACUGAAGAAAAUCCUGGAGAUCAUCUUGGCUCUUGGGAACUACAUGAACAGCAGUAAGAGAGGAGCGGUGUACGGAUUCAAACUGCAGAGUUUAGACCUGCUCCUGGAGACGAAGUCGACAGACAGGAAGCAGACGUUGCUUCAUUACAUCUCUAACGUGGUGAGACAGAAAUAUCCGACAGCGUCUCUUUUCUACAACGAGCUUCACUACGUGGACAAGGCUGCUGCAGUGAGUCUGGAGAACGUGCUGUGUGAUGUGAAGGAGCUGCAGCGCGGCAUGGAGCUCACCUGGAGAGAGUUCAGCGUGCAGCACAACGCGACACUCAAAGACUUCAUCAGCAGGAACGAAUCACGACUCACCAAACUGCAGGAGGACGCACGCAUUGCACAGGACGCAUUUGAAGACGCGGUGAAGUUUUUUGGGGAGAGCUCUAAGACGAUGCCGCCGUCCGUCUUCUUCCCGAUCUUCGUCCGCUUCAUCAAAGCUUACAGGUUGGUAGAGGAGGAGAAUGAGCAGAGGAGGCGUCAGGAGCAGAUGCUGCUUGAGAAACUAGAACAGGAGGAGCAGCAGGAGGAGGAGGAGACCAAGUCUCCAUCCCACAGGGGUAAACGGCAGCAGCAGGAGCUGCUCACAGAGCUGAGACGACGACAAGGAAAAGACAGCCGUCAUGUUUAUGAAGGAAAGGACGGAGCGAUAGAGGACAUCAUCACAGCUCUGAAGACCGUCCCCUUCACGGCUCGAUCAGCCAAACGCAGCUCUCGUUUUUUCUGUGACCCCGCCCACUCUGAGGAGCACUACUGA
This is a messenger RNA of Scomber japonicus (chub mackerel), 3279 nucleotides long. It is a transcript of the gene fmnl2b, whose product is annotated as formin-like 2b. Lineage: Eukaryota; Metazoa; Chordata; Actinopteri; Scombriformes; Scombridae. Gene Ontology annotation, cellular component: cytosol. Gene Ontology annotation, biological process: cell migration; regulation of cell shape; cortical actin cytoskeleton organization. The transcript is spliced from 28 exons. Bases 1 to 3279 code for a protein of 1092 amino acids. The record is from RefSeq and is a predicted model, not a curated record. Gene Ontology annotation, molecular function: actin filament binding; small GTPase binding.